GACCCCACUUUUGAUUUACUCAAAAUUUGUUGCUUGACAACCUCAAACGAAUUUUGCAGCAGACCGUCUCAAACUUACUUGUUAGAAUUAUCGAACUUUCCACUUUUCAGGAGAGAAGACUGCUUAGAACACAAGCUUAACAAUGGCAAGCUCUGCCCAAGAUGGUCGCUACUCUUUCAUUUGUGAAUGGUACGACAACAAUGCAGCUAUUAUCAGACGAUAUCAGUUCCUCUUCUACCCUAAUGAUAACACCAUUGAAAUGUAUGACCUAAAGAAUAGACGUCAGUUCUUGAAGAGAUCACAUUGCGAUUCAGUCCAUCUAAGAGACCUCUUUGUUGGCAGUACUGUUAAUGUUCACUCACGUCAGCUGAACCUGGUUGAGUAUGCUGAUGAUUUCACGAAGAGAGCGCUUACAAAUGUCAAACAGAAGACAUUAGGGCUGAUCAAACCUGAUGCCAUUUCAAAAUUUGGUCCCAUUAUUGAUAUGACAUACCAGCAAGGAUUCUUGGUGACCAAUGCCAAGAUGACCAGGCUGACCAGAGGUCAAGCUGAGGAGUUCUAUAGAGAGCAUUCGGGAAAACCAUUCUAUAACAAACUUGUGAGUUUCAUGAGCAGUGGUCCAAUCAUUGCUAUGGAGUUGAUCAAUAAUAAUGGUAUAGGAGAAUGGCGAACUCUUCUGGGACCGACAGAUAGUAGCACAGCCCGCAGUGAAGCCCCUGGUAGCAUCAGAGCUAGGUUUGGCACCGACAACACCUGCAAUGCAUGCCAUGGUUCAGAUUCUGAGGCUUCCGCAGACAGGGAAACCUCUUUCUUCUUUGGACAGCCGGCGGCAUUUCCAAACAACGCCUCACUCCGGGAUUGCACAUGCUGCAUCAUUAAACCAUCAGCAAUCAAAGAAGGUAAAGCAGGUCAGAUCAUGACAGCUAUAUGUAAUGAAGGAUUUGAAGUCACUGCUAUGGAGAUGUUUAACAUGGAGAAAGCCAACUCGGAAGAAUUCUUUGAGGUGUAUAAGGGUGUCGUUACCGAGUACAUGGAAAUGGUGGAAGAGCUAACCUCUGGGGCUUGUUAUGUCUUGGAGAUUAGUUCCCCCAGCGGGAAGUUCGACAACGUUGCCAAGGCUUUCCGUGAGUUUGUUGGACCGGCAGAUCCGGAGAUAGCUCGUACACUACGACCACGCACCCUGCGAGCCAGGUUUGGAGUUAACAAGAUUAAUAACGCCGUUCACUGCACCGAUCUCCCUGAAGAUGCGCUCCUGGAGACAGAGUACUUCUUCAGAAUCUUGUCACAAUGAAAUAUCUGAUUGCCUUGAGUCACUUAGGAUGUGUUUUUUUUUUUUUAAGUUAUACAUGAUUUUAAGAAUGACUGGAAUUUAAAAUGCCUUAUUGUGAGCCUAAAGACAUUCUGAAUGUUUAAAAAAGUAUAUCUGUUUUUCAAAUAUAUUCUUGUGAAACUAUUUUAACUAACAUAUUUUGCUUCAGAAAUGUGCGUUAACAAUCAACAAACAUUAUUAUCAUGUGCAUAUUUGACAUAAGCUGGUAAUAUAUCAAAAAUCAGUCGACUUUCCAGAUUCUAGUUGUUCUUAGAGUUAUGCAUAACUUUACAAAAUGCUUUGUGAAACCCCCCACAUGUCAAUUUUAUUAUCUGUACCAAAUGACUCGAAUUCUGUAGUCAGGUUUAAUUUUAACUCUGGACUCCAGUUGUGGUUUAACUAUGGAUAGCCAAUUAUGACAGAAAUCUCUUUUAGUAGAGGUUCAAUGUAGCAGGUCAUUUUACUAAGAAAUCAUUCUUAACUAUAUAGGAAGGAUAAAAGAAGAUGGUUUUCUUCACUGUUAAUGAAUUAGGAAAGAGAACAGUUACAUAAAGAAAUCUACAAUGUCAACAAAAUGCUGACGAUUUUGGCUUCCCAUAAAUCUAGCACAGAGUUAGACCGUGGUCUAAGUUUAGCCUGACUUCAGAAUAUGGGUGGGUGAAUCGAACGACUGAAUAAGACAGAGUUGCUACCGUGGUAAGAUACAACUUGUAUUGCCUUCUUAAGACUUCUUCAGCAUUAUAGCAAUUGGAGUAAAGUGUUCUGAUUUCAAUUCUAACAUAGACCAAGGGGAUAUUGGCCGAAAUGUACCAAUUUCAUGAAAACAAGUGGACAACAGACGAAGUGGAUAUUAAACCUAGGGAUUUUUGGAAGAAAUGUACCCAUUUCAUAAAACAUACAUCGUUGAAAUAAAACAAAAUGAUGAAUGGGCUAACUGGCAGUUGGACCACAUGGCUGGUAAAUAGAUGGCUGUAGAUGAAGUAGCAUUAGAUCUUGUGGGAUAAUGCCAAACAUGGGUCUAGACUCGAGACAAAGCAAGUGUAAACCAAGAGGCAAUUAAACCCAUCACAUUAAUCAGAUUAACCUCUUCAACGCUUUUGUAUUUUGGGUAAUACCUCGCUCCCACUGUUGUGCGAUUACCUAAGCCAAGAUUGGCUUAUUCGCAGCUGAUCGCCAAAAAAAAUGAACCGUCCAAAUUUUUUCUUCUAUCAAUACGACUGUUUUUUACUGUUCUGAUUUGAUCUGAUACUAUGACUACGAUCUCUCCACGAUUAAGAAUAUGAUUUCAAUCGUGAUGCAAAUUGUAAACAGUGGAAAAUAGGUAUUGAGGAGUUUGUGCGCCUUUAUUGCAAUUUGUUAGUAAGUCAGUUGAUUAUGGCCAAUGCAAGUGCCUUUAGUCGUCUCUUAAACUUAGGCAAAAACACACACACACAUAAAAAAACAAACCACUAGUGAUGACAAAUAAUAAUAAUAUGCAAUUUUCUCAUCUAAAUUCAUACUUUGCAUUUUUAGAUAUCAAGAACACAUGUCCUUGCUUAGCUGAAUGCAGAAUUGUUGCUGCUUGGUUUUAUUUAUAUCUACUUGCUUAUCAUUCCUAUCAAAUUUUGAUUUGUAUAUAUGAGGUAAUUUAUUUCUUUUGUAUAAAGAAUAUCUACAUUUUCUCUACAUUUUACAAUAACAGCACUGUGUAACAUACAUGUAUUUUUUGUUUCCGUUAUGACUAGCCUUGCUAUUCUAAAAACAAAAUAUCUCAUUUUCUUAUCUUAAAUAUUGUCACUUUAACAUACUGAAAUCAGCAUGUUUACAGUAAAUCUUUCUCGAAGAAAGUAGAUUUGCAGCUAAUGGACCCAUUAGGCCAGCCAUAAAUAUAUGGUGUAUGCGAGUCAAUCUCCCCUAAUACAGUGAGAUUUGAAACCUGGGGGGUGUUUCAUCAAAGUAGUCAGCACUGACUAAAUGGUCAGUGCUGACUAUUUCAGUGAAAUCCUUGGCUUUGAUCGGCUAAGAAGCACUGGCCUCUGACUGUUGCUAUGGUAACUGUCGGAGAAAGACAACUUGUCAGUGCUGACAACUUUCAUGAAACGGACCCCUGUUUAUAUUAAGUAGAGAUAGAAGGCAUAAUUCAUGUCUAGAAACAGACGUGUGUCUUCAGCUUUAUCGUUAUAAUGGGAUGUGUCAAAUAAUGUGUUCAGUGUGGGAAAUGAUUAUUAGACCUCUUUUGCAACUAAGCUCCCAUGUGGUAGGUUCUAAUUAUUAUCUCUCACGCUCCAUUAGAUAAUUUGUAUAUUGACGAUAUAUUCAUGUAUUGACCCCAUCGCCUACAUCAUCCUAUAUCCUUAAAUAUAAAUAAUAAUAAUGAUUACAAUAAUGCAUCUUAAAGAGCAUAGGUAUGCUCAAUGUGCUGUUGUACCAGUCUGCACCAAAAUUAUAAUAAAGUGUUAAAAUGGGAAUAUUGCAUUUCACUUGUGUCUUGCACAUGACCGCAUCUUUAGGUGGAUUAUCAUUUCUCUUUCAUUUGGUAAUCAUUUUAUAAAGAGAAGCAGGGAUCUGUUGAGUGUUGGUAACACUUACUACUAUGUAUUUGUACAUUGAGGGCAUAUUGUAACAUAAACAAUGUUUGCGAUGGUUAGUCUUCAGCAAAUGUUUGAAGAGAAUUGGGUUUUCAAAAUAUCAAUCUAUUCAGAGAUGUAUAUUUGUACAGAUGGCAUUGCCGUAUUCUAAUGGAAUCGUAUCUUGUGAAUAAAUAUUUUUUUCAUAUUCA
Messenger RNA from Lytechinus pictus (painted urchin), 4067 nucleotides. Its product is annotated as nucleoside diphosphate kinase 7-like. The transcript is spliced from 9 exons. Gene Ontology annotation, molecular function: nucleoside diphosphate kinase activity; ATP binding. Gene Ontology annotation, biological process: CTP biosynthetic process; GTP biosynthetic process; UTP biosynthetic process. Gene Ontology annotation, cellular component: centrosome. The record is from RefSeq and is a predicted model, not a curated record. NCBI's taxonomy places the organism in Eukaryota, Metazoa, Echinodermata, Echinoidea, Temnopleuroida, Toxopneustidae. Bases 143 to 1291 code for a protein of 382 amino acids.